Molecule: messenger RNA, 906 nt
Organism: Symbiodinium necroappetens
Lineage: Eukaryota; Dinophyceae; Suessiales; Symbiodiniaceae
Source: the annotation of a GenBank genome assembly
GUUGCCCGGUCCGACCAGGUCAGCCCCGAGCCGCCUUUGUCUCGGCCUUCACCGUCCGAGGCUCCCGUGGAGAAAGCUCUGAUUACACCAACAUUCCAGGCUUCCCACGAUGAAGAGGAGGCACAGGAGGCCACAGCUGCGACGGAGGUCGAAGCUGGCGUCAGUGAUCCUGUCCUGGAGGCUUCGAGCGAUCAACUGGAGGAGGCUACGUGCCAGAUUGAGGCACCCGCCGUGGCCAAGGAGGUCGAAGCCAUCGUCAGAGAUCCUGUCGCCGAGGCUUCCGCCGAUCAAGAGGAGACAAAGGAGGCCACAGUCCAGGCAGAGGCUUCCCAUGGUCAAGAGGAGGCACAGGAGGCCACAGCCGAGACGGAGGUCGAAGCUGUUGUCACUGAUCCUGUCGUGGAGGCUUCCCAUGGUCACGAGGAGGCACAGGAGGACACAGCGGAGACGGAGGUCGAAGCUGUUGUCACUGAUCCUGCCGUGGAGGCUUCCCACGGCCAAGAGGAGGCACAGGAGGACACAGCCGAGAUGGAGGUCGAAGCUGUUGUCACUGAUACUGUGGAGGCUUCGCACGAUCAGGCGGAGGAGGCCACAUGCCAGAUUGAGGCACCCUCCGCGGCUCAGGAGGUCGAAGCGGACGUCAGAGAUCCUGUCGCCGAGGCGGCUGCAGCAGAGCAGCCUGAGCCUGCUGCACAGGGCGAGGGCUCAGAGGCCCAACCUGAGGACGGCUCAGCCGAGCAGGCUUCGCAGGAUCAAGCGGAGGCUGGGGAGGACAAGGAGGCCGCAGUCGAGACGGAGGAGCCCGAGGCUUUGCCUGAGCCGAAGGCUUCCAAGAGCCAGGAGGAGGUCGCCAGCCCAAGCUCAAGGCCUCCCAAGAGCUCUGCGAAGAAGAGGACUCGGCGCUAA